UCCAGGCACAAGUUGGGCACCAUGUCUGAUAAGUUAAGCUGCAGCCACUGCAAGGAAAGCUUGCAGGGGAAGAAGUAUGUGGAGAAAGAUGACCAGCACUACUGCCUGAAGUGUUUCAGCAAGUUCUAUGCCAACACCUGCGCCGAGUGCCGCAUGCCCAUCGGCGCCGACUCCAAGGAAGUGCACUACAAGAACCACUUCUGGCAUGACACCUGCUUCCGCUGUGCUAUGUGCUCUCUCCCCUUGGCCAGCGAGACCUUUGUGGUCAAGGACAACAAGAUCAUGUGCAACAAGUGUGCCACUAGUGGUGGUGAUGAAAUUCCAAUGUGCAAAGGAUGCGGCAAGGCCUUUGUGUCAGGAGACCAGAACGUGGAGUACAAGGGCUUCCUCUGGCACAAAGAUUGCUUCAUCUGCAGCAGCUGCAAGGAAGUCAUCGGCACAGAAAGCUUCUUCCCCAAAGGGGAGGACAUCUACUGCCUGAAGUGCCAUCAGGCCAAGUUUUCCAAGCACUGUGUGAAGUGCCAGAAGCCGAUCACCUCCGGUGGAAUCAUGUACCAGGAUAAGCCCUGGCAUGCCACUUGCUUUGUGUGUGCCUCCUGCUCUAAGAAGCUGGCUGAGCAGCAUUUCACUGCUGUGGAGGACAAAUAUUACUGUGUGGAUUGCUACAAGAACUUUGUGGCCAAGAAGUGUGCUGGAUGCAAGAACCCCAUCACUGGCUUUGGUAAAGGCACUAGCGUGGUGGCCUAUGAAGAACAAUCUUGGCAUGACUACUGCUUCUCCUGCAAACAGUGUUCCACAAAUCUGGCCAACAAGCACUUUGUUCUCCACAACGAGCAGGUGUAUUGCCCCGACUGUGCCAAAAAAGUUGUGCAUUGA
Molecule: messenger RNA, 876 nt
Organism: Perognathus longimembris pacificus (Pacific pocket mouse)
Lineage: Eukaryota; Metazoa; Chordata; Mammalia; Rodentia; Heteromyidae
Product: four and a half LIM domains protein 1-like
Exons: 1
Coding region: 22-876 (284 amino acids)
Biological process (GO): muscle organ development
Molecular function (GO): transmembrane transporter binding
Source: RefSeq, a predicted model, not a curated record